Molecule: messenger RNA, 1358 nt
Organism: Centruroides sculpturatus (bark scorpion)
Lineage: Eukaryota; Metazoa; Arthropoda; Arachnida; Scorpiones; Buthidae
Product: solute carrier family 35 member F6-like
Exons: 13
Coding region: 66-1325 (419 amino acids)
Cellular component (GO): membrane; intracellular membrane-bounded organelle
Source: RefSeq, a predicted model, not a curated record
UCAAUCAUAUGAUUGUUGUUUGUGUUUGAAUGGCACGUCUAGGUUUUUGGAAAUAGUUUUUCGAAAUGGCUUUGACUCUUAAACAGUUACUUUUAUGUAUUGGAAUGUUGAUUACAGGUUCUAUUAACACUCUAAGCAAAAAGGCUCAAAAUGAUUGCAGUGCAGCUGGUUAUCCUGAUUCAAAAACCAAUUCAACAACAACAGUACAUAAAUUUGAUCAUCCAUGGUUUCAAACAGUUAUUAUGUUUAUAGGAGAAAUGUCUUGCCUUAUAGGCUUAUAUUAUUUAAGAUGGAAAGAAAGAAAAACUAGAAUUCAAGAGUAUCAUAACAGAUUAAUGGUGACUCCAGGUUCUUCACUUCCUUCAGCAAAAGCAGUUGUUAUUAAUCAAGAACAUGUAUUUCAUUGGAUAUUUGCCAUUCCUACAUUCCUAGAUUUGAUUGGAACUUCUGUUGCAGGUAUUGGACUGCUAUAUGUUGAUGCAUCUAUUUGGCAGAUGCUACGUGGAUCACUUGUUAUAUUUACAGGCUUGCUGUCCAAAAUUUUUUUGAAGAAAAAUUUAAAAGGAUUACAGUGGUUAGGUAUGACAACCACAGUAAUAGGCUUGAUUCUUGUCGGUUUAUCAGGUGUUUUAAAACAUUCUGCACAUCAAAAUCACAAAAUUGUUCUGGGAAUAAUACUCAUAAUAGUUGGGCAAGUUUUUAGUGCUAUUCAGAUGAUAGUUGAAGAAAUAUUCUUAAAAAGUAGGAAUUUUCAUCCACUUCAGGUAGUUGGAAUGGAAGGAUUUUAUGGAUUUAUUAUAACAAGUUUGGUUGUUUUGCCUAUAUUAUACUUUAUACCUGGGAAUCAAGUUGGUGGAGUUUAUGAAAAUAGUAUUGAUGCAUUAUAUCAAAUUGGAAAUAAUAUGGAAUUACUUAUAUUCUCUUUGUUAUAUUUAAUAUCAAUUGCAUUUUAUAAUUAUUUUGGGUUAUCAGUAACAAAGAAUUUAACAGCUGUCCAUAGAACAUUAAUUGAUGCUUGUCGAACAAUUGUUAUUUGGAUUUGUGGUUUAAUAAUUUACUAUUUCUUUGAUAAGAGUUUUGGUGAACCUUUUGAUAAAAGAUAUGGAAUUUUUCAAGUGGAUGGCUUUCUGUUUUUAAUUAUGGGUACAGCUUUUUACAAUGAAAUUAUUGACUUUCCUUUUAUUCCACAACUUCGGAAAACACCUGUAGAAUCUUACCCCAGUCUGGUAGAUUCUGGUAUUACUUCAGUAAGAGGAGUUAAUCAUAAUGAUGAUGAAUCAGCACCUCUAUUAGAUGAUUCAUAUUCCUCUAUUCAAAAUGAUUAACAUAGUUAGUUUAAUAAAAUAAAUUACAUAAAU